UGGAAUAAUAUCAAAAUUUCAGUCCCAAAUUUUUUUAAAACUCCUUGAUUAGAACUUUGUGCCCUAAUCUAUCUAUAGUUCUUUCACAAAGCUGUAACAAAGAACCACUGUGAGUUCAUCCUCCACCGUGAGGACGGUUCAUCCUCCAUACCGUGAGUUCAUCCUGUACCGACUUCAAGCUAUAGCACCACCGUGAGUUCCAGAUAGUUUGGAUGGAGUACUAGAGGUUUUGUUUGAUCCGAACGGACUUAGCGAGGAUGGAAUGGUUUCAAUGAGAAUAUGUGCUGUUAGCCAAGAUGCCAAGUACUUGGCAUAUGGACUUAGCUCAAAUGGAAGUGAUUGGAUCACUAUCAAAGUUAUGCAGGUUGAAAAUAAGAUAAUCGAGCUUGAUACUGUGUCUUGGGUUAAGUUUUCCUAUGCCAGUUGGACCCAUGAUAGCAAAGGUUUUUUCUAUAGCCGAUACCCAGCUCCCAAGGAGAGUGAAAAUUUGGAUGCUAGGACUGAGACCAGUGCCAACUUGAACCAUGAGGUGUACUAUCAUUUCUUGGGUACUAAUCAAUCUGAAGAUAUUUUAUGUUGUAGAUAUCUUGAAAAUCCAAAGCACAAAUUUUGCAAUUGUGUAACAGAUGAUGGAAAGAUUGAUUUUUGAUGACAUUUGGAAGCAUACUUGCAAAUCAAGAUCAAGCGUUGACUUUUUUUUUUUUUUUUUUUGUGGACUCCACGUUAGUUUAUUUUGAGAUUUGCUUUAGUUUUUUGU
This is a messenger RNA of Camellia sinensis, 757 nucleotides long. Lineage: Eukaryota; Viridiplantae; Streptophyta; Magnoliopsida; Ericales; Theaceae. The record is from RefSeq and is a predicted model, not a curated record.